AUGCUUUUAACCAUGGAGAACCAACAAGAAACAAAUAAUAUUAUUAAUAACAAUAACAAUAACAAUAAUAAUAAUAAUAAUAAUAAUAAUAAUAAUAAUAAUAACACCAACAAUAAUAGUAAUAGUAUUAAAUCUGAUGGUAUUAACAAUAUAGAUAACAUUAUAAAUAAUAUGGGAAGUAUUAAUGGUGAACAUACAAAGAGUGAUAUCAUUAUAAAGCAUGAUACUGGUGGCGGUGGUAGUGGUAGUGGUGGCGGUGGUGGUGAUGAAGAAUCCUCUUCAAACUUUUUUACACAUAAUUUAUUAAAAGAUGAUUCAGCAAUUACAACCAAUAAAAAUGAUAUCAAUAGUUCUUCAAAUACAAAUACACUUGAUAAUAGUGGUAAUAGUACAACAAAUAAUAGUGAUAAUUCAAAUGACGAACCAUUAGAAAACUGUAUUCAAGAAAUAAAUCUAUCACAACAACCACAACCACAACCACAACAACAACAACAAAUACAACAAGAUAAUAACAAUACUACUAAUAACACUAAUAAUAAAAAAGAUAAACAUUCAACCUCAAUGCCAAAUUGCACGUCACCAAUUUUAGAGGCAGUCAAUAAUAUCGAAGAUAAUAAUGAAAAUGAUGGAUCAUUUAAAAUUAGAUCAACAUCUUUUCAAGAUAGUUUAUUCACUUGUUCAAGAAUAAUGAAUAAAGAAGAUGAUGAAGAAAAUAAUAAUAAUAAUAAUAAUGAAAAAGAACUAUCAUGUAAAAAUAACAAUAGGGAAUUAAUAGAAAAUAAUGAAGAAAUUAUUGAAAAUACUAAUAACAAUAGUAAUAAUAAUAAUAAUGAAAAUAAUGAAAAUAAAGAAAUAUUAAUUGAAAAUAAUAGUAAUAAAAUAAAUGGUAAUUUUAAAGGUAUAAAUGAAAGUGGUGAAUCAAUACCAAUUGUAAUGAUAACAUCAUCAUCUUCACCAGAUGGAAUACCACCACCUUCAUUAGCAUCAUCAUCAUCAUCAUCACAAUCUCAUCCACAAUCACCAAGAAGCGUUUCAGUACCAUUAAUUAGAACAAGAGUUAAUAGACAACAACAAUCAACAAGACAAAGACCACCAGGAGCAUUUGAAAGACCAUUAUUACAUGCAGUAUUAUUACAAGAGGAAAUUAAGAAUUUAAUAAGUUAUGAUGAUGUAAAUUCAAGAGAUUUCGAUGGAAAUAGUAUUCUACAUAGAGUAUCAAUCAUUGGUAACUCGGUUGCCAUUAAACAUAUCAUUUUAAGGGGUGGUAGAGUUAAUGCAGUCAAUAAUUUGGGUUUAACACCAUUGCAUUAUGCAGCAUGUGCAAAUGUACCAAGUGUUGAAAUUUUAUUAUACUAUGGUUCACAAGCGAAUGCAAAGGAUAACAAUUGUGAAACACCAUUGCAUUAUGCAGCAGAUCGUGGUCAAUUAUCAAUUGUAUCGAUCCUUUUAUCACGUGGUUGUAAAGCUAGUUUAGCCAAUAAAUCAAUGGGUAGGAAUCCAUUACAUUUAGCAUCGAUCAAAGGUUAUUCUCAAAUUUUAAGAUCACUAUUGGAAUAUAAAAUCAACAUAAAUUCAGUUGAUAAAAGUGGUUGCACACCAUUACAUUUAUCAGUUUUCUUUAGUCCAAUUAUAAACAACAACAACAACAGCAGUAAUAGCAUCGGUGGUGGUAACAAUGGACCAUCACCAUUAUAUAGUACUCAAGAGAUUAACAGUUGUGUCGAUCAAUAUUUAACAUGUUGUGAAAUUCUAUUACAACGUGGUUGUAAUAUUUAUUCUCAAGAUGUUGAUGGUUCAACCGCAUUACAUUUAGCUUCACAACAUGGUAAGAAAAAUUUUAUAGAAGUAAUCCUCUUUUAUGCAAAUAAAUUAAAAUCACCAUCUUUAUCUUCAAUUUCAAAUGGUAAAUCAAUUAGUAAAUCUGAUUGUUUAAAAUCUGAAUUAGUUUUAUAUAUUCCUGAUAAUAAAGGUAGGUUACCAUUACAUGUUGCAGCAAUUUCAGGUCACACAAAAUCAUUACCAAUUUUAGUUGGAACCAAUAGAAAAGCAGCAUUUAUAAGGGAUGAAAUGGGUAUGACUGCUUUAUGUUUAGCUUCAUUAUUUGGUCAUUUUGAUUGUGUACAGGUUUUAAGUAGAGAAAAAAGACCAUAUAAUUUUAAAUUUAAAUAUUUUGAUAAUGAUAAUGAUAAUAAUAGUAAUAGUAAUAAUAAUAAUAAUAAUAAUUCAAAUAAUGAGGUUUUUGAUAUAAAAACACCAUUUGAUCCAUUGGGUAAUGAUUUUAAAUUAAUGUUGGAUGGUCAAUAUUGUGAUUGUGUAUUUAUUGUAGAAGGUAGAGAAAUUUAUGCACAUACUGUACUAUUAAGACAAUUUAAAGUAUUCCGUGAAAUGAUAAAUUUAUUUAAAUUACCAUAUGGUCAUAGUAAUUCAUAUAUAAAUAAUAAUAGUAGUAGUAAUAAUAAUAAUAAUAAUACCUAUAGUACUAGUAGUAAUGGUGCAUCAUCUUAUUGCUACACAAGUGUAAUUCAAGUACCACCAACAUCAUCUUCAAAUGUUUUAAGUAUUCAGCAGCAACAAACAACACCACAACCACAACAACAUUAUCAACAAUAUUUGUCAAGUUUCCCAGCAAAUUCAUUGGUUUCAGAUUAUUAUAAUAAUGAAAACAUUACAACAAGUAGUAGUUUCAAUGAUGAUGAUUGUAGUGAACAAUCCUCACAAAUUGGUAUUGGUGGUGGUGUUAGAAAUAUUGAUAAAAGUGGUGGAGGUGCUGGUGGAUUAUUAACAGCGGUGAAAAGUAGAUCUAGAGUUGGUAGUGUAAUGAAUUCACAUACAUUAACUAGAAUUCCAAUUGAAAAGAGUGUUAGUUAUGAUAUGUUGAAAGCUGUUUUACAUUUUACAUACACUAGUGAGAUUCCAAGGGAAUUAUUAUCAAAUCCAAAUAAAUUCUCAGAGUUUAUUGACCUUUGUACCAUUUAUAACAUUGAUGCAAUUUCAGAAGUUAAUCAAAAUCGUCCAAGAUAUGGUACAUUGGAUAUGGCAAGUUAUUUAUAUAGACAGGUAGGAUCAAGUAUUGCAGCUGAUAUCAUUUUCAUUUGUGAAUCUGGUUAUGCAAUUAAUGCUCACAGUGUGGUUUUAGCAGCACGUUGUCAAUAUUUUAAAAAUCAUUUUGAAAUUCACCAUCAAACACCUUCUAAAUCAACCAUCCCAAUAUUUCCAACUACAACCUCAACUACAACAGCUACAACUUCUACUUCAACCACAACUACAACAGCUGUAGCAAAUACGACUACAACCACUACUACAACUACAACCACUACAACUACAAUGAAUGGUAAUUCAUCAUUACAAAGUAAUGGUGGUAAUGUUAAUGGUGGUGUUGGUGGUGGUGGUAGUGGUGGUGGUGGUGGCUUUAGUUUAUUCAAUGUUGAAAAUACACCAAGAAAAUUAUCAUGUGCUUCAUCACCUGGUUUUGGUAGUGAUAUUGGAUUAAAUUAUGUUUGGACAAUCGAUGUUAGUGAUGUUAAUCAUAAGGUUUUAACAGCACUAUUGGAGUUUCUUUAUUGUGGUAGUAUAGUUUAUGCCAAUCCAUAUCAACCACCAUCAACUGCCGUUUCAAAUACAUUGGGUAGUGGAGUUUUCACACCAUCAGAAGUAUUCAAAUUUAGAAAUAGUGGUAAUGAUCAAUUGGAUGUUUUAGAUAUACUCACAUUGGCAAGAUUAGCAAAUACAUUGUCAUUAAAGGUUUUACAACAAUAUUGUGGUGUUUUAUUAUAUCAUAUCAUCGAUUGUUCAAAAGUGAUCACUAUCAUUAAAACAAUCUUUGAGUUGAAUACACUACAAAUGAAGAGUCAAUGGCUAUCAACAAACACUACCAACAAUAACAAUUGUGGCGGUAUUGGUGGAAUCGAAGAGAUUUGGUCAGUAUGUUUGGCUUGGUUAUCUCGUAAACAAAAUUGGUUAGACUUAACAAAGAACGAGAUCUAUUGUAAACAAUUCUCUCCAAAAUUCACAAAGGAGCUAAAAAAAGAAAGAGAUGAUAAGAAAAAGAGAUUAGAAAAACAAGAAAAACAAAGAAAGAAAAGAGAAACUUCAGAUCUUAAGAAACAACAACAACAACAAUCCAAUCAAACUUUAAAUCAAACUAAUCAACAUCAAUUAAAUCAUAAUAAUUAUGGUGGUUCAUCUUUAAAUCUAUCUUAUUCUGGUAAUUCACAACAACAACUACUUCAACAACAACAGUAUCAACAACAACAGCAACAACAACAACAACAGCAACAACAACAGCAACAACAACAACAACAACAACAGAAUUCACCACCAAUUAAUUCUGUUAAAAAUAAUAUGAAUUCAAUGACAACGAAUCAUACAUUCAAUAGAUCAGCAACAACUCCCCAAUUGAAUACACCACCUCCAUCUUCACCAAGUAGUCCAGUUAUAAAUAGUAGUAGUAGAUUGACUGUUAGUAAUUGUAGUAAUGGUGGAGCUUCUCCAAUGUUUUCAAAUUCAAUUUCAAAUUCUCAACCAAUGGCAUCACCUUAUCCAACAAAUAAGCAACAAGGUGACGAAGCUGAUGAUGAUGGUGAUGGUGAUGAUAAUGAUGAUGACGAAUCAAAGAAAAAUAUUCAAAAACAAACUGGUGAAGGAUAUGAAGACGAUGACGAUGAUGAUGAUAAUAUUUAUGGUAAUGACGACGAUGAUGAUGAAAUUAAUAAUAAUAAUAAUAAUAAUAGUAAAAAUAUUGUAAAUAGUAAUAUAGAUGAUAACAGUAGUAGUAGUAAUAAUAAUAAUAAUAAUAAUACCCAUGACAUGGACUUUAAUAGUAAUAAUGUAAAUAAUGAUAAUUUUACUCAACUUAAUUUACAAAAACAAAAAAAAUCCUUUUGGUCAUUCACAAAAAAAUCAUUAAAGGCUAAUAAAUAG
Dictyostelium discoideum AX4 is the source of this 4920-nucleotide messenger RNA. It is a transcript of the gene cnrM, whose product is annotated as ankyrin repeat-containing protein. The transcript is spliced from 2 exons. Lineage: Eukaryota; Evosea; Eumycetozoa; Dictyosteliales; Dictyosteliaceae. The record is from RefSeq and is a predicted model, not a curated record. The coding region runs from base 1 to 4920 and encodes 1639 amino acids.